AUGUAUAAAAUAACCAAUUUAAGAAAUCGCAUACCUAGUAACACAAUUUUAAAAAAUACACUGCUCCAAAACCCUAUAGGAAAAAUAAACUUACCACAUUUAAAUGCCCCAAAUAAAAUAAAUAUUAAUAAGGGGAACAUAUAUAUAGAUAAUUUUAAUGAGAAUAAAAAGUUUAGUGAACUGGAAAAGGAUUUUUUUACGCUAUUUAUAAAUAAUAAUAUUUUAAUAGAUCUAAAAAAAACAUUUAACGAGCAGAGCAAUAAACAAGUAUUACUCUUUUGGAAUAGAAGUCCAGGCGCAAGAUACCCCAAAAAGGCGAAUAAUGGAGCACGACCAGAUUGCCGUUCGCUUCGAAAAAUCAGGAAGAGACUUAAAACAGGGAAAUGA
Messenger RNA from Plasmodium vinckei vinckei, 387 nucleotides. Its product is annotated as conserved Plasmodium protein, unknown function. The transcript has 2 exons. The record is from RefSeq and is a predicted model, not a curated record. NCBI's taxonomy places the organism in Eukaryota, Apicomplexa, Aconoidasida, Haemosporida, Plasmodiidae. Bases 1 to 387 code for a protein of 128 amino acids.